UUUAGUGCCAGGAGGCACUAUCUUGCUCCGUAGUCUCACCCCUCGUUUGACUCAUCGAGAACUGGAGUUUGGAAAGUGCCACGUGAACAGCGAUUGUUUUGACGGCAUUCCAAGGAUGAGCAAGCGAUAGCAGGAUUGAGAGAUUUUUUCACAACCACAAGUCUUUUGUGUCAACUACUCAUCCGCCAUAAUUUCUCUUUCAGCACCACGACAAAAUGCCGGCAUCUUCAGGUCUUUUUGCCGCGACGUUCGAUGCUGCGGACGGAACCUCGUCUUCAGCGGGACCGAUUACCGGUUCUACAGCAAGUUCUUCUUCCUCAGCCAGGAGUUCUGUCUCUGAUGCAGGCUAUUUUCAGAGCCGUUCCAGAAACCCACCGAUCGACUCCACACGACAGUACCUGCCCAAAAAUCUUCUUACCCAUUCCCAUCGAGGUAGAAGAAGUGCUCACGCAACGAAUUUCGCCGGCGACUCUCCCUCGCCGGACGUGGAAAAAAAGAUUCGCAACCCGACGCCACUAGGUCUCAUCGCGGACGAGCGGGAGAUUGAGCAACUGGUGAGCAAAACGAAUUACCAGCUGCAGAACCUGGGGGCGUUGGUCACCAAGUACUUCAAUAAUCCAGACGUGGAGUACGGGCCGGAAGACGUGCCGGAAAUCAUUACCGGCAUCCAGGAUAUGCUGGACCAGUCGGAGGCGGGACUGUUGGAACUGAAACAAAGGAUCGGAAUUCUCGGCGACGACGCGAACACCAUGCUCCAGCAGGGGAAUCAGGCCGUGGCGCAAAGUGCGAUGCCGGUCUUUGGGGCGGUGGUUGCAGGGCUCGUCAGCGGGUGUGUCGGGACGAGUUUGGCGGAGGUCGCUGAUCAUGUGACAAGCGAAGAAAGAAGACCAAAUGUAAAGCUUUCGAGGACCAAAUCGCUGAACUUUUUGUAAGUAAAUGCGAAUAGAGCAGAAAUCGAACUGAGUAAAUGCUCAACCCGCAGAGGUGUAAAGUAAGUAGGUGCGAACAUCAAAAUGUAUCUGUUUCGGACGCGGGAUCUAGUAGAGUCGUCGAAGUCGAAGCGCUCACUUUAUUCUCCUUGGCGUGCAGGAGGGACAUCAUCAUACGCAGAAAUACAUAGUCAGUACGAGACGAUCUGGAUCUGCUAUGCUGCGGGAGGUCGCGCUUGGUGUUUUCUGUGUAUUGGAUUUGACGAUGCACUUCGAAAAAAGAAGAAAGAGAUUGAUAGAGCAAAUACGAGUUGAAGGGAGCGG
Messenger RNA from Amoebophrya sp. A120, 1253 nucleotides. The record is from the annotation of a GenBank genome assembly. NCBI's taxonomy places the organism in Eukaryota, Dinophyceae, Syndiniales, Amoebophryaceae.